This is a messenger RNA of Carya illinoinensis, 1200 nucleotides long. RefSeq names its product HVA22-like protein a. The transcript is spliced from 6 exons. The coding region runs from base 302 to 877 and encodes 191 amino acids. The record is from RefSeq and is a predicted model, not a curated record. Lineage: Eukaryota; Viridiplantae; Streptophyta; Magnoliopsida; Fagales; Juglandaceae.
CCCAAACUUUGUUGCAGCGGACGCUUCGUUUUGUCUUCUUGUUCAGAUUAGUAGUGUGGUAUUCCCAUUCCAGCUGCUUUUCACGCACGUGCUUCCUCUCUUCUGAUUUCCGAACAUCAGCCAGUCCACACAAACACAGACUCUCUCUCUCUCUCUCUCUCUCUCUCUCUCUCCCCGUUGCAAAGACUUGUACCUGAUAAAGGUGACUAGACAAAUCAGCGAGCUGUUUUUGGGGGUGAAUUUGAAACCAGAACCAAGAAAUAAAAUAUAGAAAUCGCGCAUUGCGGGAUCACGGAGAGAAAUGGGUUCUGCGGCUGCCAGUUUCUUCAAGGUGCUUCUCAAUAAUUUUGAUGUUCUUGCUUGGCCUGUGGUUAGCCUUGUUUAUCCUUUAUAUGCCUCAAUUAGGGCAAUUGAAACUAAAUCCCCUGUUGAUGAUCAACAAUGGCUUACUUAUUGGGUUCUCUAUUCAAUGAUCACGCUCUUCGAGCUCACCUUUGCCAAAGUCAUUGAAUGCUCUAGCCUUGGCUUAAAGAUGGGAUUGAAUUGGGGGCAUAUCAUAGGUUCAAAGCCUUUUAUGAUUCCAAUCUGGGCAUAUGCAAAGCUGAUCUUAACAUGCUGGUUGGUCAUUCCUUACUUCAGUGGUGCUGCAUAUGUUUACGAACAUUAUGUGAGACCUUUCUUUGUCAACCAACAAACUAUAAACAUAUGGUAUGUCCCAAGGAAGAAGGAUAUCUUUAGUAAGCCAAAUGACAUUCUAACUGCUGCGGAGCAAUAUAUUGCUGAGAAUGGAACUGAAGAAUUUCAGAAGAUGAUUAACAAGGCUGACAAGUCCAGGAAUGAAGAUCACCCGAGUUAUGACGAGGACUAUAGAUAUUGAGCAUUGUAGCUCAAUAUGUUGUUAUAUGUUUUCAAGGUCCAAGUGUGUUAUGAAGAAAAUCAAGAAUUUGUAAUUAGGCUCUCUCAUAUAUUUCUUGUGUACUCGGGCUUUGCCUAUUUAUGUGGAUCAAUAAACUUCUUUUACCUAUAAAAAGAAGCGUGUUAUGAAGAAAAUGAUGUUCUCUGUUAUUAGAGUUUUUCUUUUGAGGUUCGUACUCUGUUUUUCUGUUUCUUAUUUGAAGCAAUCAUUGGUUUGUAAAACGAUGGUGAAUGUUCUUAGUUUACUUUAUGUAAUUAAGAAAGGUUGCAUCACUUUUUCUUUAA